This is a messenger RNA of Ilex paraguariensis (yerba mate), 1317 nucleotides long. The record is from the annotation of a GenBank genome assembly. Lineage: Eukaryota; Viridiplantae; Streptophyta; Magnoliopsida; Aquifoliales; Aquifoliaceae.
ACUGGUUAGUUGAAGUUUUUGUGCUUUAAACAUCACUGUGCUUGAUAUCUUAGUUUCUUAGCAUCCUUCACAAUCCAUCCAAAAAAAAAAAUGGGUCGCCAUUCCUGCUGUGUGCAGCAGAAGUUAAGGAAAGGUUUGUGGUCACCAGAAGAAGAUGAGAAACUGUUCAAUUACAUAACCAGAUUUGGUGUUGGUUGUUGGAGUUCAGUACCAAAACUUGCUGGCUUGCAAAGGUGUGGAAAGAGUUGCAGACUGCGAUGGAUAAACUAUUUGAGGCCUGACCUUAAGAGAGGAAUGUUUUCACAGCAAGAGGAGGACCUCAUAAUGAGUCUCCACCAAGUUCUAGGGAACAGGUGGGCACAAAUUGCAGCACAGUUGCCAGGGAGAACAGAUAAUGAGAUAAAGAACUUUUGGAACUCAUGUUUGAAGAAGAAGCUAAUGAAGCAAGGCAUUGAUCCAAACACCCACAAACCAAGAACUGAAACAGAGGUCACAGAUGAGGACAAUUGUGCAGACAAAGCAUCAUUGUCUUCACCACAGGCCAAAGGGCUUCAAGCUUUAUCAACCUCCUCUGAAAUGGAGCAAGCAUUUGAUCAUUUGAACUCAACAAUUAGCUAUGAUGGAAGAGUUACAGAAGCAUCAAGAGAGGUUUUCAUGACCAAACCAGUCUAUGAUCCUCUAUUCUUGUUUGAAUUCCAAGUGGGUGUCGAUCAAUCGGGCGGGUACCAAUCUAAUCUCCAAACUCAAUAUCAGCAGAGUCUAAGGCCUUCUUAUGAUCCAAACUUCGAAUUUGGUUCAAUGCCAACAUUAACUAGUAAUUUUGAUCAUGGAAACAUGGAAAAUUCGAAUUUUUCGGGGAAUUCGGCUUCAAGAAUGAGAUCAUUCCUCCUCAAUGAAGCAAAAGAAAGUUCAAGUAGCAGUUCCCUUGUUGUCAACAACAGUCAUGGUGGAUUUCAGAUGAACAACAACAUGGUGGAAAAUUCUUCUAACUUUUCUUGGGAUUCUGAGACCAAAUUAGCUUCAUUGUUUCAUACCCAAUUCCAUGGGAUCAAAUCUGAGGAAGUCAAGCCAAGUGUAUGGCAAGAAGGGCAGCUUCAUACUUACAAUUCAGAAGAUUUCAACACCUAUCCAUUGACGUCACUAUCAGAAGAUUUAUCUGGAGCAAACAUGGAUGUUUUCCACCAUAUAUAAACUGUAAAUUUUCUUUUCUUUUUUCAUUUUUCAACAUAUACAGAAACAUGUGUUGAUAGUACAGGGAAGUACUGCUGAGAGGCUUGGGGUAAGGGUCUUUUCUUUUGUUUCUUUUUUUUUUGGCAU